This is a messenger RNA of Salmo salar (Atlantic salmon), 3788 nucleotides long. RefSeq names its product flavin-containing monooxygenase 5-like. Lineage: Eukaryota; Metazoa; Chordata; Actinopteri; Salmoniformes; Salmonidae. Gene Ontology annotation, molecular function: flavin adenine dinucleotide binding; N,N-dimethylaniline monooxygenase activity; NADP binding. The record is from RefSeq and is a predicted model, not a curated record.
UGGUUCACUUCCCGAUUUGUGAACAUUACUCUGCUAAUAUGCUGGUCAGAGUCUAUGUGUGCAGGACAGGGAUGUCAGCUCAGGGAAAAUCAGAACGUUUGACCUAAAAUACUGUUUAACUACAGACUACAGAUCCAGUUAUUCCAAGAAUCCAUCUGGAAAUCUUUGCCUGGGGACCAGAUGUGUGUCUGACUACAGAUUCCAAGAAUGUCUACAUUCAUCUAACCUGGGGGAAAUGACACAGCGCACCAAACAAUGACCUGCAUUUGACACAGUUCCAGUCAGAACUACUCCAGCUGAGAGGGAGUAAAGUCUAUGGAUCAGUCCUCUGCAGAAAGACAGACCGACACACAGGUAGUAUGUCCCAACGUGUGGCAGUGAUCGGGGCGGGUCCCUCAGGUCUGACCAGCAUCAAGAGCUGUCUGGAUGAGGGUCUGGAGCCCACCUGCUUCGAGAGCAGUGAUGACAUCGGGGGGUUGUGGAGGUUCAAGGAAACCCCUGAGCUGGGCCGCACUAGUAUCUACCGCUCUCUGGUGGUGAACACCUCCAAGGAGAUGAUGUGUUUCAGUGACUUCCCUAUGCCAGCUGACUACCCCAACUACAUGCUGCACUCCCAGCUGCUGCAGUACUUCAGGCUUUACGCUCAACACUUUGACCUCCUCCGACACAUCACCUUCCAGACCAGCGUGCUGACCGUGAGACAGAGGCCAGACUUCAGUCGUUCAGGCCAGUGGGAGGUGGUGACAGAGAACGGGGAGGGACAGGAGCAGAGACACGUCUUUGACGGGGUCCUGGUGUGUUCAGGACACUACACUCAGCCUGUCUCACCGCUAGACCAGUUCCCAGGCCAUGAGUCGUUCCCUGGCCGCUGCCUACACAGCUGGGAGUAUAAGGAUGCUGAUGCGUUUCGGGGGAAGAGGGUGGUGGUAGUGGGGAUUGGGAACUCUGGAGGAGAUAUCGCUGUGGAGAUCAGCCGGGCUGCAGAGAAGACCUUCCUGAGUACCCGUAAGGGGACGUGGGUGUUAGCUCGUAUGUCCAGUAGCGGUCUCCCACUGGACAUGACGGCCAUCUCACGGCUCACCGUCCUGCUGACCUCCCUGCUGCCCAGAGCGCUGGUCAACUGGGCUGCAGAGAGAAGCCUUAAUCACCGAUACGACCACCGCCUCUACGGCCUACAGCCAACACACAGGCUGCUAGAGCAGAAGCCGCUGAUCAACGAUGACCUUCCAGGCCGUAUCCUGCAGGGGGCAGUAGUGCUGAAGCCAGACCUGAGAGGGUUCCAGGGGUCCGGACUGCUGUUCCAGGAUGGAACCACGGAGGAGGACAUCGAUGCAGUGGUCUUCUGUACUGGAUACAAUGGCACCUUCUCCUUCCUGCCCCCGUCACUAUGUUCAGGAUCUGUGGGGGAUCUCAACCUGUACAGACGGGUGUUCCCUCCAGCUCUCGAGCGCCCCACGCUGGCCAUCAUGGGUCUGUUCCAGACUAAAGGACCCAUCUUUCCUGCAGUGGAGAUGCAGGCCCGCUGGGUCACGAGGGUCAUCGCAGGGUUGACCCAGCUCCCACCACGGAAAACGAUGCUGUCCAAAAUCGAGACGGAGACGAAGCGGAACAUGAAGAGUUGCCUGUGUCCCAGACAGGCAGCUCUCCAUGUGGAUUAUAUACCAUACCUGGACUCCCUGGCUGAGCAGGUGGGGGUUCGUCCCAACAUCCUAGGGCUGCUGCUGAGGGAGCCUAGUGUGGGGCUGCGUGUACUGCUGGGGCCCUGCACCCCUUACCAGUACCGCCUAAGAGGGCCAGGAAAGUGGGACGGGGCCCGACAGGCCAUCCUCACUCAGUGGGAGCGCGUAGCCCAGCCCUUCAGAACCAGGCUGGAGCCAGAACCCCCCAGGCCCUUGGUCCUUCUGUCCCCCUUGCUGAUCACGCUGUCCGCUGGAGCUGUGAUGCUAGCUGUGGUCCUCUCCCAGUGUAAACUGACCUUAGGUCUACAGGACCUACUACAGGACUCAACUCACCUGCUGGACUGGCUCUCAGCACUACUAUGGGGCUCGGCGUAGAAGCAGCCUAUAUAGCAACAGAUCUAGGAUCUACAUUAACACUCUAUUGCCUCCACUAUGGACCAGGCCCUCUGUUUCUUUUCUUCUUUCUUCUCGUCAAGACCAGUAUGUAGGGGAUCUUUUUUCAGGCGUUUUGUUUACGCCUGCUACGUUAGGUUAGGCUGUAUCUGACCUAGCAGACUGCUUUCAUUGUCUUACAGAAACACUCAUUAGCUGUGCUUGGUGAAAGUAAGACCUCUCUAAAACUCUUACUCUUAUUUGAUUUCUUCGGUUAGCUCUAACGCUUAAACCGCGUAAGCUAUUAAUAUGAAACCAACUUUAAAAUGUGCAGACAGCCCCGACUUAGCGCGCUUGAGAAAUUAUUUUUGAUAAAUAAUUAUGAUAAAUAUCUGCUCUGGAUUGAGAUUCAAAGAUGUUUGCAGAAAAAAAUGGGGUGUCAGCUAUAACAUGACAUCUUGAGUUUCAAAAAAAUUCUUUGAUUAUUGAACUCCAGUAAGAAGGGGAUUUACACCUGGUAACAGAAUUACAUCAUGGGUCCCUGAUCUGUACUACAUAGACAUGCCAAAUGAUGUAUCCUGAAUAGGAACACAAAGGUAGAAAUAUGCAAUAUCAUAUGGGUAUUAUUCUACACACUGGCUAUUAUUCUAAUGAGCUCUGCCCUUAACAAGACCACAUUUGGUUGGUCUGGACCAGACCAAAUCUGAACCAAUUAUAGACGUCUAUGUUUCACAAGUUUGGACAUCACAGUACAGUAGAGUACAAUACAGCACAUCACAGUAGAGUUCAAGUAUAGUUCAGUAGAGUAUAGUACAAUAUAUUAUACUGUACUCUAGUGUUCUCUACUGUACUAUACUGAACUUUACUCGACUGUAGGUCUACUGUAUGGAACUAUACUCAACUUUACUUGUCUUUGCUGUACUGUACUCUACUGCAGGGGUUCCCAAACGUUUUUGCUUUGUGACCCACCAAUCGAAGUGUCUUUAAGAGUAGCGACCCACCAUAGGUGUUGAGUGGUGAAGAAACAUACGCAGACCAAAAAAUAAGUAAACAAUAUCAUCCUUGCAGUGGAGAGAAAAUGUUGCAAUUUCAAAGCUAAUCUCCUGCAAUUCCACAUAUCCUGUAAUGGAGCUGAAAUAACAUUUUGCGGUUUUAAAGCCAAAGUCCUGCAAUUCUAUGCAUUUUACCAUGAUGAGGGAAAAAAUUGCAGUCUUUUAAGCUAAUUUCCUACAAUUCUAAGUAUUUUGACAUGGCUAAUGCUGUUUUCUUAUGCUCAAAUAUUAUUUAAAAAAUCAAUGAGGACCUGAUUGUCUAGCUUUUAUCUUGUUGAUUGUAUAUAUACAGUACCAGUCAAGAGUUUGGACACCUACUCAUUCAAAGGUUUUUCUUUAUUUUUAUUAUUUCUACAUUGUAGAAUAAUAGUGAAGACAUCAAAACUAUGAAAUAACACAUAUGGAAUCAUGUAGAAACCAAAAAAGUGUUAAACAAAUCCAAAUAUAUUUUAUAUUUGAGAUUCUUCAAAGUAGCCACCCUUUGCCUUGAUGACAACUUUGCACACUCUUGGCAUUCUCUCAACCAGCAUCAUGAGAUAGUCACCUGGAAUGCAUUUCAAUUAACAGGUCACCGAUCAUGGAUGUCUAUGUUUGGGCCAAAUCAAUGCCGUUCUGGACUGGACCAAAAAUCGACAUCUGUGGACUGACCGAUUUGGUAACAAACAGUAAAAACACUAUUUACUAA